CGAGGCCACCAUGGCCCGCAGCAUGUCCCCAGUUGCCAGGUGGCAAACGCAGUAGGUCUCAGCCAGCUUCGGAGCCUGCGGGAGAGCACAACACGAGCCUGUGGCAUUUGUGGGAUGGAGCAAUGGAACUGUGUCCAAGUGCACAGGACUGAUCGACCAGGUAGGGCAUCUGCAGCUAUGGCAGAGCUGGAUCUGCUGCCGGGGAACCCACCAAAACUGGCAGCAGCACAACAAGGGCAGAAAAUCAAUCCCUGACAUCUUCCCGACUAACUCCCCCGGCUGGUGUCCCAGCCAAACAGGCGCUGCUCAGCCUUUAAUCUGCAGGAAGCCUCGUUUCCCUGGCAGCAGUAUUUCAGAGGUAUUUUUGGCUCUUUUUCCCCCAAGGGUCCCUGCGCACACGAUGCACACGCAGCCACGAGUGCCCUCGCACCAGGGCCGGGCUGCAGGCAGGCUCGCAGCGCUCCGCACCGUCAGGCUGGGGAUGAGCUGCUGGCGCGGCAGGGACUCGAAACCUUGGACCCCCAGCAACAGCUACUCCUCGGGGUGCUGCAGGAGCUCGGCGUUCCUCGGGGGGCCCCCCUGACAGCACGCCUAGACCCCCCAGAGUGAGGCGUUGGACCUUGUGUGUUGCAUGCUUAGAAGCUAUACCCUACUUGAGGAGGCUUUAAACUAGCGUUAUCCCACCUUGACCAUGAAUGGAUACUUGCAUGAAUCCAACUUCAUGAUGGUUGAGGAGGGCUUCACCACCAGAGACCUCCUGGAGACCCUCCUCAUGGAGCUGUGCCCGGCGAGCGAGCAGCAAGCCUUCUUCCUGGCAGACCUUGGAGAUAUCGUGAAGAAACAUCUGCGUUUCCUGAAGGCCUUGCCCCGUGUGAAACCCUACUUCCCCGUUAAGUGCAACGGCAGUGAGGGAGUGAUUCGGCUGCUGGCGGAGCUGGGCGCAGGCUUUGCCUGUACCAACAAGGCAGAGAUCACCCGUGUUCAAAGCAUCGGAGUCCCGGCUGACAAGAUCUUCUACAGUAGCCCCUGCAAGCAGAUUGCCCACAUCAAAUACGCAGCCAGCCACGGUGUGCAGCUGAUGACCUUUGACAACGAGGUGGAGCUGAGCAAGGUGGCCAGGAGCCACCCUCAUGCCAGGAUGUUGUUGGGUAUUACUGCUGAUUCCAGCCCUGCUCCCUAUCUGAGCAUGACGUUUGGGACCACUCUCGAGUCCUGCCGGCACCUGCUAGAGGCAGCGAAGGAGCAGGCUGUGGAGGUUGUUGGUGUCAGCUUUCACCUUGGGAGCGGCGGUCUGGAGCCCCAGGCCUUUGCUCAGUCGGUGGCUGCGGCGCAGCUGGCCUUCGAGGUGGGCACAGAGCUGGGCUACCGGAUGCACCUCCUGGACAUCGGAGGGGGAUUCCCUGGCACCGAGGACACCAGAGCCCGGUUUGAAGAGAUCGCUGCCGUGAUAAACUCUGCCUUGGAUUUGUAUUUCCCAGACGGCUGCGGGGUGGAGAUCGUCGCGACACCCGGGCGAUACUACGUCACCUCUGCGUUCACCUUCGCUGCCAACAUCACGGCCAGGGACGAGGCUCCCGCGGAGCAGCCCGGCUCCGACGGUAGGUGGGACGGUGGGGACGGGCCCUCCUGUGUGCCCGAGCCCCCCCCCGAGCCCUCUCCCUGCUGCCCUCCAGAGGAAGAGUCUGGCAGCAGGAAGAGCCUCGUGUAUCACCUCAGCGACGGUGUCUACGGCGCUUUCAGCUGCCUGCUGUUCGACAGCCCCUGCCCCAGGCCUCAGCUGCGCAAGAGACCCUGCCCAGACCCCCCCUCGCGCAGCAGCUCCCUCCGAGGCCCCCCAGGACACGCAGAGGGUCGCAUCGCCGAUGGCCUGGAGCUGCCUGAGCUGCAGGUUGGGGACUGGCUGAUUUUUAAGGACAUGGGUGCCUACACCAUCGCAAGUUCGUCCUCGCUUGUGGGGUGUCCCCAGCCACAGAUCACCUACGCCAUGUCCCGCGUGGCCUGGAAAGCCAUCCAGCUCCUCCAAGGAAAACCACCACAAACAGAAGACGACCGCGAGAGCGUCUGCGCCCGGCUGUCCUGCGGCUGGGAGAUGGCGGAGACGCUCUGCGUCACCCCGGCCUGCGCUCCCGCCGGCAUCAUCUGAGCCACCCCCGCCCCGCCGGCAUCGCCCCGCUCCGCUCUCACGGGGGGGACUCGCGUCCAGGGCUUUGAAGUUUGAGCCACGAAUCCCGUUCCUCCUGCUCGUGCGCUGUGCUGCGCCUACCAAAGGGGUUUGGCGGGUGGCGCCGAGCAGGUUUGGGUUCUUUUUCUUUUUUAAGAGUUAUGGUAAUAAAUGGUUGUCCAGCGCGGC
Molecule: messenger RNA, 2350 nt
Organism: Athene cunicularia (burrowing owl)
Lineage: Eukaryota; Metazoa; Chordata; Aves; Strigiformes; Strigidae
Gene: AZIN2
Product: antizyme inhibitor 2
Exons: 11
Coding region: 692-2143 (483 amino acids)
Cellular component (GO): cytoplasm
Molecular function (GO): catalytic activity
Source: RefSeq, a predicted model, not a curated record